AAGGCCCAAGUAACCAGAUCCUUACACUCACUCAGUUCCAUUUUGAUAAAGACAAACUCCAUUCUGUCACCUUCCAGUACCAAUAAAUCUCUAUCUCUCUAUCUCUCUCUCUCUCUCUCUCUCUCUCUCUGCAGCACAACCCACCAUACAAACCAAACAAAUAUUCAUCAAUCAUAGCCCCCCAUUCUUGCUCUGCUUAUGCUAAUGGCCACCACCACAACCACAGCUCAGUAAAAAUUAUAAUGAAAAACAAUGGAGUCAGACAGACCCCAUCGCACCAAAAGCAACAGCAGCAUUAGUGGCACUACAUCCACAACUACAAGCGAGCUCUUCAUUUGCUUCACUACUUCUCGCCUCUCUUCUUCAUCCAUGAAGCUCUCCUCCAAGUCCAUUCUCAGCCCAGGCCGAGCCAGAGAGCCUUCCCAAAUCUCCCUCUCCUCUUCUCUCAGCCGCAGGCUUAGAACCAGUGGAAGCAUCAAGGGUGGCCAAGCCUCCCCAAUGUUCCCCAGCAAUGGUGGCACUAGUAAAAAACGUGGGUGCGCUUUUGAAAACCCAGAACCGUCUUCCCCUAAGGUCACAUGUAUUGGUCAGGUCAGGGUCAAGACCAAGAAACAGGGCAAGAAAAUGAGGAUAAUUAGUAGAUCCAAGCGCAGCAGGGGAAGUGAGGCUAGUUUCAGAAAACCAGAGCAAAAUCAGCAGAGCACCAACAACACAGCUAGUCAAAGUCAAGAGCUUUACAAUCGAGACAACAGCAGCAACAACUUCCAAGGUUUGCACUUUCAAAAUCACCAGAUGAAUAAUAAUAAUCAACAGGAAUGCUUAAGGCACAGAAACCAGAGGUGGGUUCAUCUUCCUUUGACGAUUUGUGAAGCUUUGAGGGCUUUUGGGUCCGAGUUUAACUGCUUGAUUCCGAACCGGUCUUCUUGUUUGGCUAGUGAUGACAAUAAUAACAAGGAGAAAGAAGAAAAUAAGGGAGUGAGAUCAGAGAGUGGAGGGUCAUCUUGUGGCGCAGUCUUUGCGAGGUGGUUUGUUGCUUUGCAAGAUGGGGAUGGGAAAGGGAGAGAGAUUGAGUUGGUGGUGGGUGAAGAUCAAGAAAGAACAGAGAGAAGUACUAAUAGUAGCAGUGGCCAUAGCCAGAGGAGGCAAGUGUUUGAAGGUAUUGAGUUCAAGGAAGAGAGAUUGAAUGAGAGUGUAAUGGAGGAAGAAGAAGCGGGGAGAGUGAGCAUUUGCGUUCCUCCAAAGAAUGCUCUUUUGCUUAUGAGGUGUAGAUCUGAUCCAGUGAAAAUGGCUGCUCUUGCUAAUCGAUUUUGGGAGAUGCCUGCUGCUCCUCAAGAUGAAGAGGGUGAAGAUGAAGAGGAGAAAGAGGACAAGGGUCUUACAGAAAGAGCACAAGACUUUGUAGAAGAACAAGGUACUGAAGAAGUACUUGAGCAGGUGCAAAAUGGGUUGGAGACACAGGUUGUUUUUUCUGGUGUGCAGAUGUAA
This is a messenger RNA of Prunus avium (sweet cherry), 1485 nucleotides long. Lineage: Eukaryota; Viridiplantae; Streptophyta; Magnoliopsida; Rosales; Rosaceae. The record is from RefSeq and is a predicted model, not a curated record.